Messenger RNA from Hyposmocoma kahamanoa, 1227 nucleotides. Its product is annotated as phosphatidate cytidylyltransferase, mitochondrial. The record is from RefSeq and is a predicted model, not a curated record. The transcript has a single exon. Lineage: Eukaryota; Metazoa; Arthropoda; Insecta; Lepidoptera; Cosmopterigidae. Gene Ontology annotation, molecular function: phosphatidate cytidylyltransferase activity. Gene Ontology annotation, biological process: CDP-diacylglycerol biosynthetic process; cardiolipin biosynthetic process. Bases 157 to 1167 code for a protein of 336 amino acids. Gene Ontology annotation, cellular component: mitochondrion.
UGAACAAGAACUACGCACAAUACUUACCCAACCUCAAUCUAUUACUGCUCGAAGAUCUCGAUGAAAUUUAUCAAGUUUUGUUGAACUUCGAGUGCAAUAUUAGCCCAAAGGUCAGCAGAUACUCUUUAUUAAUUUGUAUACCUACGAGCUACUAACAUGGCAGUAUCAAUAGCGAAAGUAGUGGGCAUCGCCAAAGAUGUGUCUCCCUUGUAUUAUAGAAUAUUAUCAAAAUUUCCUCAGAACUUCACGUUUUGUUUCGCAUAUGGAUCAGCAGUUAAGCCCCAAAUGGGUACUCAGAAUAAACACAGCAUGGUUGAUCUGAUCUACUGUGUGGACAAUUCGUACCGCUGGCAUGGAGCUAACAUUCAACAAAACCCCUCUCACUAUUCGGCGCUUCGUUUCCUGGGCAAGGGAUUUGUUGCAAGAUUCCAAGAGAACUGGGGAGCUAAAGUGUACUUCAACACUCUUGUGGAACUAAAGGAAGAGAAUAUCACAAUUAAGUAUGGUGUUAUUUCACAGAAGGACUUGAUUUCUGACCUGCUAGACUGGGAUAACCUCUAUGUAGCAGGUCGGCUGCACAAGCCUGUGGAAAUCAUAAAACAGACCAACAGUUCACACCUACAAAAUGCUCUUCAGUUCAAUUUGCGAUCUGCAGUUCACACUGCUCUCCUCAUAUUACCAGAGACAUUUACAGAAUAUGACUUCUACUUUGCUAUAUCUAACCUUAGCUAUGCUGGAGAUUUCAGAAUGACAUUUGGAGAAAAUAAAAAUAAAGUAAGAAACAUUGUCCAACCUCAAUUAGCAAACUUUCGUGAGUUAUAUAGGCCAAUCUUGCAGCAAUUCCAUGCCUAUGUUGACUUCUCCACUGAAAAUGCUCAAUGCCAUCAAGACACAAACCCAGAAACAAAGUUGCACCACCUGAUGCAGCUGCCUAUGGUCCCACAACAAAGGAUAGUCAAGUUUUGGAACCGUGGUGGUCUUCAACAGGAUAUGGAAGAUGUUCUCCGUGCAGUUGCCUAUGAUAUUGACUGUGCAGUUAUACUGAGACAAAUACUCAAAGAUCUGGUUUGGCAGUCAAGUGUCAGACAAUCUUUGAAAGGGAUACUUACUGCUGGAUUCUUAAAAUCAGUUAAAUAUAGUGCUAAGAAAAUUGCUAAAAUGUUUUAAAAAUACAAAUGUUUUACAUACCUAGUGCAAUAAGAAAGAAGUUGUACAGAAAUAAAUGUC